UGAGAUCAAGUUUUGCUUCGGUGAGUAAUUGUUCUCUGAUUUGGGUUGAUUUUAUUCCGAAAUUACAAUUUUCAAGUAGAGUGCCAAAUUCGCAUAUGUUUGCUUGUGUUUAGAUUCUAGUAAUGAAUUCGUUAAAUGAUUCUUCUUCAUGUUGCUCAAUUUUGAAGAAAACAUACCUUUCGAACGACACGUUGUUUUUCGGCGGGAAAUAUUCUUCGAAUUUUCCGAUGAUGAUGCUUAACUUUUGUUCGUCUAUUGUAUUCAAAUUAAAACUAUUGUAGAUAUCAAUUGCAUCUGGUCCUUUAUCUAACAUGAAUGUUGCGGCGUGAAUGUCAGCAGGUUUCUUCCUUAACUGAUUUGCAGGAUAGCCGUCGGAGCAACAUGGUUCCUAAGGAACGUGGAUCUCCAUGAAGACCUGGAGCUUGACAUAGUCAGUAAGUAUCUAUAGUCGGCAUCAUUGCGCCACUUCGACAAGGCGGCACGACUUGAAAACCCUCUUGUCGUGGCUGCCGGGAAUUACAUACCCGAUCCUGUAGACCGAAUGAUAAGCAGUCGACGUCGCCCUAAACACGUCAUUACGGAUCCUCCCGAUCCAUUAACGGUGUUUUAAGGUACCACAUGCACCGGUCACUGUCCUCGUCGAACCCGUCGCUUGCGACGAAGGGCUCGACGAGUGAAUUAACCCAUAGAAACAGCCCACUGAGUUUCUCGCCGGAUCUUCUCAGUGAGUCGCGUUUCCGAUCCGGUGGUAGAUUCUGCGAAGCACUGCUCUUGGUAGGGCCAGUGUUAGCAAAACUCCCGGUUAGAGCCCCGAGAGCUCACCUACACGUCAAGGAAAAGCUGAAAUGGCCUCUCAAGGCUAUCAGCAUAAGUAGGAUUAUAAAACUUAACUGAAUUGCGAACAUACCAUUCCAACCAUAGAUAACCAUAAUUACUGGUGGUAAGACCUCUUGUGAGUCCGCACGGGUAGGUACCACCACCCUGCCUAUUUCUGCCGUGAAGCAGUAAUGCGUUUCGGUUUGAAGGGCGUUGCAGCCGUUGUAACUAUACUUGAGACCUUAGAACUUAUAUCUCAAGGUGGGUGGCGCAUUUACAUUGUAGAUGUCUAUGGGCUCCAGUAACCACUUAACACUAGGUGGGCUGUGAGCUCGCCAACCACAAUAAGCAAUAAAAAAAAAAGAUUGGUUGAAAUAUCGAUAGUGCCGUGGGGAAUGAAUACUUUGUGAUGUGAUGUUAAGUUAUAAUAUUUUUUUGGUCAACGAAGUGGUUAAUUCGUCUAAACCUUAAAACUUGCUAAUUUCAGCGAAAAAUCAAUGAUAACAGUUUGCACCAAAAUUAUAAAUUCUUUGGAUAAGCUAGACAUUUCGAAUUUUGCUUAAAACAUUUUAUUAAUAUCUGUAUCUCGCAAAUUGUUAUUCGUGACGAGUUUAGCGCGUAUCAGACAUUCGACGUAAAUUUAAAUAAAUUUAUUACUUUAUCGUCACAAAUAUGUAGGUACUUAUUUAAAUUAUUAAUUGUGUAAUAAGUCGUAAAAUUAAAACUUGCAUUCUUACUCCGAUUCUACACAAUGUUAUUUAUUCUCUGUAACACUCGCACUGUUUUAUCUUGAAGAAUUAUUUUUACUAUGUUAUUAAACGUUUCAUUCUUUUGUGAAUAUUUUUAAAACUUUAUAUUUAGGUCUCGUAAUAUUUACAUGAGAGAAGAAAGUGUAGAUUAAAAUUUAAUGUACUUGAAGGCUUUAAAUGUGUUGACAAUCUUGACCAAUUAAUGUCUUGACCAUUGAUGAAGAGCAAGUUGACACAUUUCAAUACAAGGAAUAUUUACCAUUCAUGGCAUUUCAAUGAAAAGACUUAGCUGUACUAAAAAUAUAAUAUUGAUAAUUAGAGUGAUUUGUGGGUGGGCAUUUCACGAGUUUUUAUAUAGGUAUAAUAAUCGGUACGAAUAUUGAGUUCUGACCCUGACGUACGCAGAAGUCCAUUUUUGGGUCUCUUUUGGGGGAAUAAGGCAAGAGGGGCAGGUGGUGCCGGCCAUGUUGAUUACGUGAUUGGAUCUGAUCGCGUCGCGUCACAUGCCGUCAGUUGUGAUUGGUUCCCUGUGUUGUGCACGCGCAUCAUUGCAGCAAACUAUACUUUCAUACAAUUUUAUUGCCCACAAUUUUUUUUAUUAACCUCAUUUAAUUUAUACUGUUUAUUGUGAAACUGUCACGGUGAAGGCGACGGCAUGUGGCACGGUGCGCGGGUGUUGGUGUUCGCGGCGCUGGGCUUACUGGCUGGGCCUUCGCUUGCCCACAAGAAGUUCAAUAUCACCAUUGGCUACUUACCGGCUCUUACCGGUGACUUGCGAGACAGACAAGGACUCACAGUCUCCGGGGCACUGUCGUUGGCACUUGAAGAGCUGAACAAUGGAGUCGAUCUGCUGCCGGAUGUGGAGAUUCACAUGCAGUGGAACAACACGAAAUAUGACAUGGUAACUUCCACCAGGCUCAUCACCGAAAUGAGUCGUGCAGGUGUAGUAGCCUUUUUCGGACCCGAAGGUCGCUGUGAAACUGAAGCCAUAAUUGCGCAAUCCAGAAACUUGCCUAUGAUCUCUUACAAAUGCUCAGACUACCAAGUAUCUAGGCUACCAAACUUUGCUCGAUUAGAGCCUCCGGGCGUUCAGGCGACAAAAGCGUUAAUAUCGUUGCUACGUUACUAUAGAUGGAACAAAUUCUCUAUAUUGUAUGAAGAAUCUUGGAUGACGGUAGCCCUGACGUUGGCGAACUAUGCCAAGGAUUUUAACAUGACUGUAAACCAUCAGAGUCCCGUCAUAAAUACUUUUAAAUGUUGCGUAGAGAAAAUGGCUUGCUGUGCACCCGGUUUCUGGUAUCAGUUCAUUCAUGAUACAAAAAACAAAACAAGAAUUUACGUUUUCCUUGGGUCGACUUCGGGACUAAUAGAGAUGAUGACCGCCAUGGAGUCGCUGCAGUUAUUCGCGAAGGGCGAGUACAUGGUUAUAUUCGUGGACAUGAUGACGUACUCUCUUAAAGACUCUGCCAAGUAUUUGUUGAAAAUCGAAGAUCGUUUAUCGUCGACAUUAAUAUGUCCGAACACGCCUGAAUUUAAAAAGAGAGCCCAGUCGUUACUGGUGAUAGCUUCGUCGGAACCAUCCCCGGAAUAUGAAGAGUUUACGGCUAAAGUCAGGAAAUACAAUUCUCUAGAACCAUUCAAUUUUCCCGAUGUCUUUGGCAGCAAGUACAUUAAGUUUGUAUCCAUUUACGCUGCGUACUUGUAUGAUUCGGUGAAGCUCUAUGCUAAAGCUCUAGAUGAAAUAAUCAAGGAGGAAACUCAAAAGGAGCCCUUGACGCAGGCCAAGCUAACGAAUAUUGUCACUAACGGAACAGCCAUUGUGGCGAAGAUGAUUAAAAGUUCGCCAUACAAAAGUGUGUCCGGUUUGACGAUACGUUUAGAUGAUCGUGGCGAUUCCGAGGGAAACUUCUCCUUGCUCGCUUUCAAGCCGAUCAACAACAAGAUUGAUAGAAACUGCAGUUACAGUAUGAUACCGGUUGCUCAUUUCCAGCAAAACAGUAAAGAGUUUCCUGAUUACAAACUGAAUUCUCGUAUACCGAUCGAUUGGCCUGACAGCGUGAAACCGGAGGACGAACCGUCUUGCGGUUUCAACAACGAGAAAUGUCCAAGGCACAACUCGCUGAUAACGUUGGCGUUACCGUUAGCGUUGACGGGAACGUUGGCGGUGACUUUGUUUUGUGUGUUAUUCGUCACGGUCAGCAAAUACCGAAAAUGGAAGAUCAAACAAGAAAUAGAAGGUUUUCUUUGGGAAAUAGACGCACAGGAAGUUACCGGAUAUUCCGACAACGGCCUCGUGUGCUCGCCCAGUAAGUUAUGUCUAGCGAGCGGUAUAUCAUACGAAAUGUGCCCACAAAAAUUCACCACGACGGCGCAAUACAGAGGGAAUUUAGUCAGGAUAAAAACAUUGAAGUUUUCUAAAAAGAAGGAUAUAUCUCGGGACAUAAUGAAAGAGAUGCGGCUGCUGCGCGAGCUGCGUCACGACAAUCUCAACUCGUUCAUCGGCGCCGUCGUGGAGCCGAUGCGCGUGCUCAUCCUCACCGACUACUGUGCCAAGGGGAGCUUGUAUGAUAUAAUAGAAAACGAAGAUAUCAAAUUGGAUCAGAUGUUAAUAUCUUUGCUUAUUCACGAUCUCAUUAAGGGUAUGAUCUUCAUUCAUUCAUCGCCUUUAAUAUUUCACGGAAAUCUCAAAUCCUCGAAUUGUGUAGUUACAUCAAGAUGGAUGUUACAAGUAGCUGAUUUUGAUCUUCGUGAGCUGAAAUAUUGCGCUGAAAACAAGUUUAUUGGAGAACAUCAGUAUUAUAGAGGUUUGCUUUGGAAAUCACCAGAGUUGUUGAGAGGAUUAAACAACCCGAAUGGCAUCGUGGGCGGAACGCAAAAAGGUGACGUCUAUGCGUUUGGGAUUAUUCUAUACGAAGUGAUAGCGAGAAAAGGCCCUUUCGGAAAUGUCGCAAUGGAGCCCAAAGGUGAGCCUUUAAAUGAAAACAAAAAGUACAAAAUACAUUUUGAGUUACUACUUAGCAGUAAGUUAUAUUUCGUUCUUUUAAAAAUAUGUAUACCGUGGACUAACAUUUCAGAUAUAAUAGACCGCUUGAAGCGGCCGAAGUUGGACGGCGAAGAGUUGUUUCGUCCGGACACGAGCAGCAUCGACGGCGGCAUCGACGACUACAUCGUGUCGUGCAUGAAGGACUGCUGGGCAGAAGAUCCCAACACAAGACCUGACUUCCCUACGAUUAGAACCAGACUAAAGAAGAUGAAAUCGGUACAGUAAGGGAAACUAAUUAGUUUAUUUAAAUCGUUAAGUCAAAUGUUAAUAUCAAA
Molecule: messenger RNA, 4883 nt
Organism: Bombyx mori (domestic silkworm)
Lineage: Eukaryota; Metazoa; Arthropoda; Insecta; Lepidoptera; Bombycidae
Product: receptor-type guanylate cyclase Gyc76C
Exons: 17
Coding region: 2221-4833 (870 amino acids)
Biological process (GO): cGMP biosynthetic process; protein phosphorylation; receptor guanylyl cyclase signaling pathway
Cellular component (GO): plasma membrane
Molecular function (GO): protein kinase activity; peptide receptor activity; adenylate cyclase activity
Source: RefSeq, a predicted model, not a curated record